Molecule: messenger RNA, 3878 nt
Organism: Mobula hypostoma (lesser devil ray)
Lineage: Eukaryota; Metazoa; Chordata; Chondrichthyes; Myliobatiformes; Myliobatidae
Gene: rxrba
Product: retinoid x receptor, beta a
Exons: 11
Coding region: 778-2196 (472 amino acids)
Biological process (GO): retinoic acid receptor signaling pathway; regulation of transcription by RNA polymerase II; cell differentiation
Cellular component (GO): nucleus
Molecular function (GO): zinc ion binding; nuclear steroid receptor activity; nuclear receptor activity
Source: RefSeq, a predicted model, not a curated record
CCGAGGCUGCCGGUCUCUGCGGCGCUCCGGAGGUGGGAGGGAGUGCGGCCUAGUUGUUGGAGCUACCGAUACACUGAGGACCGGCCGACGGGCUUCGCUAAUACCAAGCCCGAGAGCAGGGACUGAUCCCAUGGGGAAGAGUGACCGCAGGCUCCGGGCAGAGGGAGCGAGAGAGAGGGCGGUUUGAGCUUGGGGAGGACUGACUGCUGGGAGAGGCAGCCUGUCGAUAGCUGUCUUGGUGCCGAGAGCGACCGGUGACAAGCGAUCCAGGGUUACAGGGCUCUGGCCAGUGGUCGAAGUGGGGCAGAAGGGGUAGUUUAAGGACUGUCUGGAGAGAGAAGAAGGAUGUCUGAGCCCUGGGAGGGGUUUUGGUGCUGAGACUGACCCACAGAGAGUGAAGCCUUCAGGCCACUGAGUGAGAGAGACAGGUUGAUUUUUUUUCCUGAGGAGGGGACGGGGAGUCUUGGCUCUGGGGAGAGAAGCAAAGGGGGAUCCUGGGAGAGGACGAGAAGACUGAGACCCAGGUAGUGAGCCUGAUUGGAGGAGUUGAAAGAAAAACGUUGAAGUGUAUUUAAGUGAGGUUGACCCCAGGAGGUGUAGAGAGAGAAGACAAAAGUGAUCGACACAUGGCAGAUGGGUUGGGAUCAGAGGGGCAGCAAUGAUCAGAGCAAGGGUUAGACUUCAGAAGCUGGGAGGAAUCACGUUUUAGUGCCUCACUGCCACCCUGCACCUCCUGCCGCCAUCGUUUCUGCAGUCUUGGAACUGGCUGAGGACGGAAUGUGUGAGAGCAACAGAGAUUCCAGGAGCCCUGACAGCUCUUCCAUGAAUUCCCCGCAACAUCGCCGGUCUAUCAACAGCUCGCCACCCCUGCAUUCUUCUGUUAUUGGAUCGGGGAUCUCGUCGUCAGUCAGCUCACCAGCCAGCAGCAUUGGCUCCCCCUUCUCAGUCAUCAGCUCUUCCAUAGGCUCACCCACGGUGGCGUCAACCCAUUCUCUGGGCUAUAGCUCAAUCAGCAGUCCUCAUGUGAACUCCACGGUGAGCAUGUCGGGGAUGCAUGCCGUCAGCAGUUCCGAUGAGGCACAGUUGUCACGGGGGGUAUACCCAGCUGGCUCCACCACCUCGUCCUUGAGACGUGUCUGUUCCAUUUGUGGAGACAGGUCUUCAGGCAAACACUACGGGGUGUACAGCUGCGAGGGCUGCAAGGGCUUCUUCAAGCGCACAGUUCGCAAGGACCUCACGUACACCUGCCGUGACAGCAAGGAGUGCACGGUGGACAAGCGCCAGCGCAACCGGUGCCAGUACUGCCGCUACCAGAAGUGUCUGGCCACGGGCAUGAAGCGUGAAGCCGUCCAGGAGGAGAGGCAGCGGAGCAGGGAGAGAGGUGAGGAGGCGGAAUCUACUAGUGGAGCCAAUGAUGAGAUGCCGGUGGAGAAGAUCCUAGAAGCGGAGAUGGCCGUGGAGCAGAAGCCAGACCUGCAGGCGGACGGAUCGGCGAGUGACAUGACUUCGAUCGAUGUGAUUUCUCGAGUACUCGCUGAGGCCGAGCCCCAACCAACAGUCAUUCGCCGUGUGAUAACAGCUACAAAACCCAACGACCCUGUGACAAACAUCUGCCAGGCUGCAGACAAGCAGCUCUUUACGCUGGUGGAAUGGGCAAAACGCAUCCCCCAUUUCUCUGACCUCCCGCUGGACGAUCAGGUCAUUCUCCUGAGAGCAGGUUGGAAUGAGCUCUUGAUCGCCUCAUUCUCCCACCGAUCAAUAACUGUGAAGGACGGGAUCCUUCUCGCCACUGGUCUCCACGUUCACCGCAACAGUGCGCACAGUGCUGGGGUUGGAGCCAUCUUCGACAGGGUGCUCACUGAGCUGGUCUCCAAGAUGAGAGAUAUGCAGAUGGACAAGUCAGAGCUCGGUUGCCUCCGCGCCAUCAUCCUCUUCAACCCCGAUGCGAAGGGGCUAUCCAAUCCGGCAGAUGUGGAGAUACUCCGGGAGAAGGUUUAUGCUUCGCUCGAGUCGUACUGCAGGCAGAAGUACCCAGACCAACUGGGCAGGUUUGCCAAGCUGCUCUUGCGUCUGCCCGCAUUGCGAUCGAUCGGGCUCAAGUGCCUGGAGCACCUCUUCUUCUUUAAGCUGAUCGGAGACACCCCCAUCGACACCUUUCUCAUGGAGAUGUUGGAGGCUCCCCACCAGUUGUCGUGAGGAGGUGCCAUGGCUGGGGGCACAAGUGAGGGGGCUUCUUGGCAGCACGGUGAACAGGGCAGAGGUGCCAGGAGACAGCCUCCAGUACCAUUGACUCUGGACAUAUCUCUGACCUCGUCAGCCAUUUGUGUACGAACAACUGCAGCUUCACAUCACUCAGCAUUGCGCUCUGUGGUUGCCCCGACAACCGGUGACCACGGCGACAGUGAGGAUGUUGCAGAGGAGGGAGGGCUGCUUCAGACACUCCACUGGAAGGGGCAGGGAUGUGGAGAAAACUCCUCAGGAUCAGCAUAGAGCUGUGGUCAACGGAGACUCCUCGGGCUGUCUCUAUUUUCAGGUGUCCUUGUUGGGUGUGCUCUGUCCUGCAGAAGUCCAGUGUCCAGGAGAUUCCCGGCACAUCACUAGAACGUUGGCCCUGUGGUUUAACACAGACUAGAAACUCUGCUUAUCUCGCUGCCUGGAACCUCACCAACUGGAUGUUCCAGCUGAGGCACACUGAUGGGUUACAGUGCAGACUUGUUCUGCCGUGUCCCUUUGAGUUAGAGCUAGCUCUACUGUGUAUAGAAUGUGUUACUGCAUCUACUCCGGGUACGUGUGACUGGACAAUGCAGAGGAAGCUUUAAUUUCUGCUGUCCCAGACCUGGCGGUUUUUAGUGGGACUGUAUAGAUCAGGGUUUCUCCACCUUUUUUUAUGACAUAGGCCCCACCGUUAACUGAGGGCUCUAUGGACCCCAGGUUUGAAAACCCUAGUGUAGAGGGAUUUUACUUUGUGUUUAAGCAGAUUUGUCCCUGCCCUUGAAAGGCGACAGGACAUUGUAGAGGGAGUUGUACCCUGUAUUGAACGUGAGUUGUACCUGCCCUGGGCAUGUGUGAGAUGACAGUGUGGAGGGUCUGUGUCUGACCCUGGGAGCCUGGAAUGGGACAGUGCAGAGGGAGCUUCACUCUGUGUCUGACCCUCGGAGUGGGUGGAGGGAACUUUACUGUGUUCUGACUCCAGGAUCAUUUGAUGAGACAGUGCAGAUGGAGCUUCGCUCUGUGUCUGACCCUGGGAAUGUGUGGUGGGACAGUGCAGAGGGAGCUUCACUGUGUGUCUGACCCUGGGAAGGUGUGGUGGGAGAGUUAAGAGGAAGUUUCACUGUGUCUGUCCUGAGAUGUACCUCCCUAACCCUAACCCACAGUAUGUGCAGCCACUGGUGCUGGACCCCAGUGUCCUAAAUGAAACUAAAUAGUGGCCAACACUAAUGUUCUGUGGGAUUUCAGUGAGAUGAAUCCAACGUAGAGACUGCCUGCUCUCAGCAGUGAGGGUAAACACUGGCCCUCACUACGUUAGGAACAAGGGGGAAUUGGCAUGCUUUUGCUUCAGAGCCUCUUCCAUCCAAUAGUUGUAUCAGCUUUAUGCCAGUUCGAUGAUGGCAAUGCCACACGUUUGAUGAAAUAAUCUCAGCAUUGUGAUGCUUUGACUUUAUUUUGCUACAGUGCCCGUACAUAAAUCUCUUUGGUUCAACCAAUCCAAUGCACAGGUCUGUGUGGUGUGUUUCUGCCCUUCAGGCUGGGAGAAGGGUGUGAGGGUUCAGAACGUGAUCUGCUGGCUUUCACAACUGUCCGGUGCCGGUCGUCUAUUGUUUUUGUGGUUGAAGGGUAGGUACCUGGGGGUAGAGAGCUCCAGGAUGGUUGGUGUCAGG